AAUGGAUGGCGCCAAAAUAGGUACGUACCUGCUGUACGAGAGAUAACGAUACUACUUCAAGUUCAAAAUAAAUUAAGGAAAAAAGCAGUCUCAGGCUCCAACUAAAUAUGGCUUUAGCUCUUGCAAGAAACUUCUGCGGCAGCAACAUGCUUAGCCGAGCUCACUUGGCCAAGACAAUUGGAAGCACACAAUGGGCCGUCCGCACUGUCACAAUUCGUCCCACAGCUGCUCCAGUGGAAUCCAAGAAGCCCUUCAAUCAUGACGAACGCAACGACAAACUCGGUCGCCCCAUGUCUCCCUAUCUCGGCAUCUACAAGUGGCAAGUAACGAGCAUGUUGUCGAUCUCUCAUCGUUUUACCGGCAUCAUGUUGACUGGCUGGGGCAUGAUUAUGGGUUACGGAUCUCUCAUUUUACCGCACGACAUCUCGUAUUACUUGACGGCCUUUGAGAAUUUGCAUUGGAGUGCGCCAGCGGUGUUUGCCUUGAAAUAUUCGCUCAUGGCAUUCCCGUUUGCGUACCACUCGCUCAACGGAUUGAGACAUUUGUCGUGGGAUGCCGGCAAGAAUUUGGCCAUGAGUCAAGUUUACAGCACUGGAUGGUUCACUUUGAGCACAGCUCUUGUCGUCGGAGCGAUUUUAACUUAUGCCUUGUAAACGGGGGCAUUUUUUUACACAAACACACGCAUUUAAAUUUAUCACAAAACUACCUCUACGCUGUUCUACCUCAUCUAUUCAUAGCGAAAAACAAAAAUAGACACAGAUUUUUUAGAUCUUUUUUUUGAUUGUGUGACACAAUUAAGUAUUUCGUGCAAGUAUUAACCCCCAAAAAUUACAAGAUCUUGGGUGAAUCAGGCAAUCUUGGUAUUUAUUUAAACAAAAAAUUAUUUAUUUUCAAAUUUUCAUACUGCAACGUAAGAUCCAAUGCUAAAUAUUUAAUAAAAAGGAGGUUCCUGUAGAAAAAUUUAAA
Molecule: messenger RNA, 966 nt
Organism: Culicoides brevitarsis
Lineage: Eukaryota; Metazoa; Arthropoda; Insecta; Diptera; Ceratopogonidae
Product: succinate dehydrogenase cytochrome b560 subunit, mitochondrial-like
Exons: 2
Coding region: 108-653 (181 amino acids)
Biological process (GO): tricarboxylic acid cycle; mitochondrial electron transport, succinate to ubiquinone
Cellular component (GO): membrane
Molecular function (GO): electron transfer activity; oxidoreductase activity, acting on the CH-CH group of donors
Source: RefSeq, a predicted model, not a curated record